UGCACAGCGCUGACAUGGAAAUGUCCGAAGAGUGUGUUCAAACAGAAGCUAUCCAGCCACAGGCACUUCACAUCUCCGUUUCUACAGAUAGUGAGACAGCUUUGCCAUCCUGCUCUGUGACAAUGCCUGUUGACCUGAGCUGGCAAGAACAGUUUACGGAGAUGCCUCAGUCCCCACAAGCACCAUCUCCCGUACACAGAUGUGACAAAGGAACUCAGACAGAUUCCAAGAACAGAAGCACAGGUGUUCAAACUAAGAUGCGCACACAUCAGAAGGGUACGCAGACAUGGUAUAUUCCAUCUGAACCUGCACCCCGUUCUUCAACUCCAGUACCAACAAAUGAAUCACAAGUGUGGAGUGAAAGUGACAGUGAAACAGAGAUACGUGAUCCUCACGACACUACGUAUGACCCCAACCAAAGUGACCUAAACUUGACGCAGGAUACCUCCCUCUGUGAAAGGUCAUUCAUCGACCACUGUGAUACUGCCAACAGCCACACAGAAAGUAGCAGCGUUACUGAGCACUCUACUAAAGAUGACGGGCACGAAACCAGCGACACUCACCAACACCGAGAGCCAAUGUACAUGGUUUCGGAAACCUGCCUUCUUCAGCUGCUCAAGACUUGCCCAGAAUGUUUGACGACAAAAACUGUGACAGAACUCAACUGCAAGGGCUCGUGCCUACGUGUAACUGUGACAUGCCAAAACAAUCACACCAGGGUUUGGUACAGUCAGCCUUCGCUUGGUGGAAAGCCAGUUGGAAACAUCAUAAUGAGCGCCGCCAUACUUUUUUCGGGAUGUAGCCCUACAAAGGUGUUGCGACUAUUCCAGUUCAUGAAGCUUGCCAGCGUAAAGAAGACCCAGUACUUCAGAAUGCAGCAUUGCUACCUUUUCCCCGCAGUCAAGGAGGCAUGGAAGUUGGAGGAAGAAGCCUUGGUGUGCGCCCUCAAGGAAACGCCUCUAACACUUGCAGGCGACGCCAGGUGUGAUUCUCCGGGACAUUGCGCACUAAUGGGGACAUACACAGUCCUGGAGACAUCAGUCAAUAAGAUUCUUCACUUUGAGCAGAUUAUGUCACCAGAGGUAUCCUCCAGCAACCAAAUGGAAAAGGUUGGCCUUGAGCGGGUCUUGGGCUACCUCGAACAACAAGAAAUGACGGUUGACAUGCUGAUCACUGACAGGCAUACUGGGAUUAAAGCACUCAUGAAGACCAAGCCCAUUAAACAUCGAUUUGAUGUGUGGCAUGUAGCUAAAGGCAUCAAGAAGAAAAUUGCUGCAGCAGCACAAACAAAGGCACACCAAGUACUAGGCCUGUGGUGUGAGAGCAUCAUAAGGCACUUGUACUGGUGUGCAAAAACAAGUUCCGACAAUGGAGAGGAGCUACUGGCCAAGUGGACUUCUGUCAUGCGUCAUGUCAUCAAUGUCCACACGCACCCCAAUGCAUUGCACCCAAGAUGCUUUCAUGAUGACCCCGGAGAAAGGCUGUGGCUUCUCGAAGGCACAGAACCAUUCAUGAAGCUUCACAGCAUUCUCAUGUCAAAGUACCUGUUAGUUGACAUCCCGAAGCUGUCUCCACGCGACCAGACCUAUGGACUUGAAGCCUACCAUAGCCUCCUCAUCCAUUUUGCACCAAAGUCGCACAGCUACACAUAUGAAGGCAUGCUGGCAAGGACCCAGAUUGCUGCACUGCACUAUAACUUCAACAGUGCCAGGAUAGUGCUCAAAAAUGACGACGGAACUGACAAGUAUGUCCUGAAAGGGUCUAAACCAAAGAAACAGUGGGUUGUCAUUCCACUGAAGGAAAAUGUGUCAUAUGGCUACGUGGACAAGCUAUUCGCAGAGCUCUUCAGAUGUUUGAGCAAGUGGCCAACAUAUGAAAGUGCCGAGAGGGCAAAUCCACGUGUGCAGCGGCCAACACUGUGCAGCUCCUAUGGAGAGAAGCCAAGCAUCGAAGAAGUUAGGCAGAAUCAUUGGAGUAGAUUCCAAAGAUAGAUACAUCCGUAUGCAAGGUAGGCCGCUGGUGCAAUCACUGGUUGCUUGUA
Messenger RNA from Ornithodoros turicata, 2041 nucleotides. RefSeq lists its product as uncharacterized. The transcript has 13 exons. The coding region runs from base 15 to 1991 and encodes 658 amino acids. The record is from RefSeq and is a predicted model, not a curated record. NCBI's taxonomy places the organism in Eukaryota, Metazoa, Arthropoda, Arachnida, Ixodida, Argasidae.